UUAAGUUCCAGAUUUGAUGGUAGAUAGUUGGUCCAUUGUGCUGGCUUAAAUCGGUGAUAGCUUAUAAUAAACGGAAAGUUAAUAGUCUGGAUAGAAAUAUAGCAUUUUGUAACACGUUCAAUUAGCGAGUUAAAUAAAAAAAGUGAAAUUGCGUGUCGUGCGCGACUGAAAACGGAAGCAGAAAAAGUGAAACUAUCGGUUUAGGCGAUGAGCCAUCAGCAACGUCAUAAGUGAAAAAUUGCAAAGAAAAUUAAGGAAGUUUGUGCAGAGGCAAGAAAAUAUUACAAACAAAUUAUUAAAAAAGAAUUAAAGAGUACAGGAAAAUUGUCACAAUUAUUGACGCUCCUACAAAAAGCCAAAAAUCGUUCGUCUGUCAAUUGACUACUGUGGUCGGUUGGUGUUUGGCCAGAGUUUAGCAAUUUAUUAUAUAAUUGAUUUUUAUUGCUUAAACGAUUUUUGUUUUGGGUUUUCAAUAAAAUAAUCGAAUGACAAUAGUUUUCGCGCGGACUUAACUACAGCAAAAAAAACCUAGGAGCUUUCAACUUUUGUGGCAAGCAAGCGAGAAAGUGCGAGAAACAAUCACAUAAUCAACGAUACAAUAAUUGAAACAGGCAAGGCGCACCUGCGGCAUUUCAAAACGAACUGGAACAAAAGAUCACUACUGACUCACAAUUGUAAGUCAAAUUUCAUGGUAAUAACAAAAACAAUUUGCAAAAGCUCAAUUGUAAAGUAAACGAAAUCAAAAAAGAAGACAAAUAGGAAACGGUGAAUUGUGGUUGUUUGCUCAGUGUAAGUAAAACGUCACCUGCGCUUGAAAAACGUCGACAUCAAACACUCAAAAUUGUUUGCAAACGGAUACGAAGUUUUCCUUACGCGUGCCUCUCACGUAACAUACACACACACACAACCAGGCACACACGCCGUUGCACCAGCUGUGAUGAUCCAUUAGAGGCACUGGAUGUGAUUGACUGACAUUUAAAACUAAAAUAUUUAUUUAUCACUGAAAUAAUUUGUUGCUUUCAACGAUUUCCUUCUACGCCUUCUCCACCAAUAUUUACCUUGUGGUCGGAUGCUAUAUAUUGUGUUGCUGACAUUCACGUUAAAUAUAAGAAAUAAAAAAACAACAGUGACAAGAACGCCCUACAUUAUUUACAACGCAACGUUGCAGCAAACUUGCGAUUGCAAAUUGCAACGUGUACAACAAGAGCAACAACAACGCGUACUCCAAGAUUCUCUAUUCAGGCCACACAUUUCGCACAUCGCCGCCAAAAUUGUACUUAAAUCAGAGAUUCAUCGCCAAAAUGAUUGGACGUUUAUUUCGUGCACACGGUGAAUUUUGUGCUUCCCAUCCGUGGGAGGUGAUUGUGGCGCUGCUAACACUGACGGCAUGCAUGCUGACAGUUGACAAACAAGCCGGCGGCAUUGGCGUCGGCGUUGGUGUUGGUCCUGACGUUGCUGGCAUGGGUACUGCCUCCACUGCAUCAUCGUCGUCGUCGUCAUCAUCGUCUUUGCCACCCUCAAUACCCAUCUCGUCAGCAACAUCUAGUCGACAACGACCGUGUCACGGUUGGAGUCAGUCGUGCGAUGGCCUGGAAGCCGAAUACAAUGCCGCCGAUGUGAUACUAAUGACGAUUGUACGCUGCACGGCAGUGCUCUAUUGCUACUACCAGUUUUGCAGCCUUCAUAAACUCGGUUCCAAGUACAUUCUAGGAAUCGCUGGUCUAUUUAUGGUUUUCUCGAGUUUUAUAUUUACAACGACUAUAAUAAAGUUCCUGGGCAGCGACAUCUCCGAUUUGAAAGAUGCCCUCUUCUUCAUGCUCCUGCUUAUCGACCUCUCAAAUUCAGGCACACUUGCACAAUUGGCACUCUCUGGCACAAAUCAAGCUGAAGUGACGAAUAACAUUGCCCGCGGCUUAGAGCUGCUGGGGCCAGCCAUCUCGUUGGAUACGAUUGUGGAAACGCUUGUAAUCGGCGUGGGCACGCUGUCGGGCGUACAGCGUCUCGAGGUGCUUUGCACAUUCGCCGUUAUGUCGGUGAUUGUCAAUUAUGUGGUCUUUAUGACCUUCUAUCCAGCCUGUUUGUCGCUCAUACUCGACUUGUCACGCAACGGCAUGGACAUGUCGAUGGUGCGUGCCAAAGCAAAAGACUCUAUACUCCUGAAGGCGCUGAACGAUGAAGAACAGAAAACGAAUCCGGUGGUGCAGCGUGUUAAAAUCAUAAUGACCACCGGUCUGAUGAUAGUGCACAUCUAUAGUCGCAUGGUGUUCUCGAGCACUGAAUAUGACACGGUGGAUAAGACGUUGACGCCACAACUGAAUUUAAAUAUAAACAGUAAUCGUACAGAAUCUGGUGAACUGACGGAUAUGAUUAUCAAAUGGCUUACUAUGAGCGCUGACCAGAUUGUCAUCCUCAUCCUUCUCAUUGCUUUGGUGGUGAAGUUCAUAUUCUUUGAGCAUCGUAAUGACUUGCACGAUCAGCUACGCCAAACCACGGUCGCUCUAGCUGUAAAAUCAUCUCAAACUCAACCCUUGAACGAUACAGAUAUUGCUGCCAUGGAAGCGAAAUCAUCAAAUGCCUUAGCUUCUACUUUGGAAACCACUGCCGACGUCUCGAAUAAAACUGAACUUGCCAUUAUAGUUCCUGAAUUGGUUGUGACGCCUCCCGAGGGCGUCUCACGUUCACAUCGUGUUCCCCUAUUCACAAUCGACGAACAAGACUUUGUAAAUGCGUCCACACAAACCGAGUCCAUAAACAGCGCUGUCCAAUGUCUGGCACUGGAAACAUGCAAAGCCGAACCACAUCCACCGCGCCCGCUCCAAGAAUGCUUAGAAAUUCUUCAGUCCACCGAGGAAUGGGGUGGAGCCGCCAAUCUUACAGAUGAAGAAAUUAUUAGAAUCGUUAACACAGCCAGUCAACAUUGCCCGCUACACAAGAUCGAAUCAGUACUGGAUGACCCGGUGCGCGGAGUUCACAUACGCAGACAAGUGAUUUGCGCACGUGCCAAGGUACCCACAGAGAGUAUGGAAUGUCUGCCUUACCUAAACUUCGACUAUCGUAAAGUAAUGAAUGCCUGCUGUGAAAACGUGCUGGGCUAUGUGCCAAUCCCAGUGGGUUAUGCAGGUCCUUUGCUGCUUGAUGGCAAUAAAUAUUUCGUGCCUAUGGCCACUACUGAAGGCGCAUUAGUCGCUUCAACUAAUCGGGGUUGUAAAGCACUAUCUGUGCGUGGUGUGACUUCGUAUGUUGAAGAUGUGGGCAUGACACGUGCGCCUUGUGUGCGCUUCUCAAGCGUUACGCGUGCUGCUCAGGCGAAAAGCUGGAUCAAUGAUGAAAACAACUACAAAAAAAUCAAAACUGAAUUCGAUUCCACAUCGCGUUUCGGCCGCUUGAAGGAGUGUCUAAUCGCAAUGGAUGGACCACAACUAUAUAUACGCUUUGUGGCAUUGACAGGCGAUGCCAUGGGUAUGAACAUGGUGUCGAAGGGUGCUGAAAUGGCAUUGAAAUGUAUCAAAGAAGAGUUUCCCGACAUGCAGAUCAUAUCGUUGAGUGGAAACUUUUGCUGCGAUAAAAAGCCGGCGGCAAUAAAUUGGAUUAAAGGGCGUGGUAAGCGUGUGGUAACCGAAUGCAUCAUUUCGGCGCAAACUCUGCGCACUAUACUGAAAACGGACGCCAAAACGCUGGUGGAAUGCAAUAAGCUGAAGAAUAUGUCCGGCAGUGCUAUGGCUGGUAGCAUAGGAGGCAAUAAUGCUCAUGCAGCCAACAUGGUGACGGCCGUCUUCCUCGCCACCGGCCAAGAUCCAGCGCAAAAUGUGACAUCGAGUAAUUGUUCCACCGGCAUGGAAUGUUGGGGUGACAGCAACGAAGAUUUAUAUAUGACCUGCACAAUGCCCUCGCUGGAAGUGGGCACCGUCGGUGGUGGUACCGGUCUACCUGGUCAGGGUGUAUGUCUCGAUAUGCUAGGCGUACGCGGUGCGAAUCAAGCGCAUCCUGGUGAGAAUGCAAAGAAACUGGCACAAAUCGUGUGCGCCACAGUUAUGGCGGGCGAACUGAGUUUGAUGGCAGCACUGGUGAAUAGUGAUUUAGUAAAAAGCCAUAUGCGUCACAAUAGGUCUUCCGUAGCAGUCAACGGCAAAAUGAUGCCACUCAACGUGACCCUGUCGAGUUGUAGUAACAUUAGCUAGGCUGCGACAUAAGCUCCAUUUAUUAAACCAACACUUCUUGACUCUACAUUUAUUGUUCAGACAAGAGUUAUAAGCAACAAUUUCGUUAAAAAAAAGCACAACGGCAGCGGCCAGCAGCUACGAGCGAUCGCGAACUGUGAUUGUGCAGACAAAUUCUCAAACUAUUGCUUAACUAAAUUGAUCUACGAAACGAAAUUGAGCAACUGCACAUUGGCUGCUGGAUCGCUUUAUCUAAAGCAUAUUCCAGGUACAACAUGCAUACCUACUUUUAGAUAUACAAAACAGACGUUAUGAGUAAAAACUAUGCGUUGAAAAAAAGAGGCCAAAAAGUCAAGUAUCUAUCUACAUUACUUCUCUAAAAAAAAGAGAGCAAGCAAAAUAUGUACAUAUGUAUGACACUAUUAAACUCGAAAAAGAAAAAAAAUAGUAGUUUGUUAAAUUUGCAACGACAAUUAAAUCUAUACAAAGUGAUGUUCUAGCGAUAGUAGCAUAGUGAGAAUGAGAUACGAGAGCGCCUGAUAAAGUCACGGCCUAAGGUACUUAAUGAAUGAAAAGUGCGUUUUUUAUAUUUUUCAAUUUCUCAAUGUAAAACACCCCGAGUGAAAUAUACUAUUCGCGUCGUGAACAUAAUACCUUUCUAUCUCUGAAGGAAUAUUCUUUUUAUUCAUCAUCAAAAUAGAUUUCUACGACUGCUUUCAUUCAUUCUCGUAACUUUUGUUAAAUUUGAAAAAAAAAAAAAGUCACUGUAAGCCAGGUCCGGACUGUAAGGUGGCUUUUGUAACAAUGAAUUCCCAAUUUCCGCUUUCCAGGGAAAACUGUUAAUGGUCGAUAUAAAUAAAGUGGGUGUUAUUUAAACUAAUAAUGAGUCGUGCAAUUAGUGUUAUCAGUAGCGAGAUGAUGAUUCAUCGCUAAGUACCUCGGGUUACGACCUUAUCAGCCGCCAGUCGUAAUAUGAAAAGCAUAACUGUGCAAUAAUACAAAUGUGUGGCAUUUAAGCGUAGAGAAGAGCUUCAAAUAAAAUUUAAAUCUGAAACUAGAUAAUGUCAAAGAAACGCGAAAUACUUACAUACUUAUAUAUAUAUACUUAAUUGAAUGUACUAGCGGUUUUAGGGAUGCCUCGUAGUCAUUUGUAGUGAAGCGUUACAAAGAUGAACUGUUCAAUUAAAAGUUCAAGUAGAAGUUAUAUAUUUAUGUAUACGCGCGGUGGGGUAUUAAUACCAAUUUUUGUAUAACAAAUCGUAACUGUUAAUAUCAUACCCAAACUGCAUAUUACUAUAUUUUGGGACUUUGGGAACUGUCAAGAGUAAAAUUUAACUAUUUAUUAGAAGCGCAUACGCAUGUACCCAUAGCUUAUGCCCGAAUAGCUGCUCUGCAACGUGCGUCAUACAAGUGAAACAGAAGUUUUUCCCAUUAUCGCUCAAAUCUUUUGCGUUCUAUAGUUCAGCACAAUUGGAACAACAGUUUUCAAAUAGUUUUUUUUUUUAAUUCAAACCGUUUAAUUUUAUUUUUAUUAUUAUUUUUUUUUUCAUUUUACUUAAUUUAAGCAAUUACACAUAAAAGGUAAACAAAUUGUAAAAAGUAUUUUUUAAGUUAUUUUAGGUAUUUCUUUUAAGUUUAAAAACGAAAGAAAUAGUAAAUCCAUUGUUAAACUUUUAAAGAAUACCUUAAUUAGUAUUAGAAAAAAUAUGGAAAAAUUGGAUUCUGCUCAGCAAAAACUAUUUCGCUUGAAUUCAUGGUCAUUUGAAUCGAAAGAAUUCUGUUAUCAGUUUGUUAUGCGGUUAUUAUCAUUGUUCGUUUGUGCAGUAAAUGUAUAAUUUUUAUUCUCACUCAGUGUGCUGAUAAUUGUUAAAUUUAAAGUAGUGAUGUUAUACACCUAUUAUAUGUAUACAUAUGUACAGCAAAUAUAUGUAUGUAUGUUUAGAACAUACUUAAAUAUUAUUGUGGCGGAUUAGAAGAGUUAAAGAAAUUGAGGUUAAGAAGAAGAAAAUCAUUAGGAUAUGGAAUACAUAUUUUUACUAUUAAAAGAGAAAAUAAAAAAACGA
Molecule: messenger RNA, 6220 nt
Organism: Anastrepha obliqua
Lineage: Eukaryota; Metazoa; Arthropoda; Insecta; Diptera; Tephritidae
Gene: Hmgcr
Product: 3-hydroxy-3-methylglutaryl-coenzyme A reductase
Exons: 7
Coding region: 1302-4178 (958 amino acids)
Biological process (GO): isoprenoid biosynthetic process; sterol biosynthetic process; coenzyme A metabolic process
Cellular component (GO): endoplasmic reticulum membrane; peroxisomal membrane
Molecular function (GO): protein binding; NADP binding; hydroxymethylglutaryl-CoA reductase (NADPH) activity
Source: RefSeq, a predicted model, not a curated record